AUGCCCGUUCCCCUGCGGACAACUCACCACAAGGCCGAGGUAAAAUAUAAUGUUACCACAGAGUUCCCCAGUCUCGGCUUGCACUCUGCUGCUGCUACCGGGAACCUCGGCCUUGUAGAAUACGCUUUGGACCAUGGCCAACCAAUCAACUCUGUUCUUGACGGCGUUUUGCCAUUGCAUGCAGCUUGUGCUGGAGGGAAUGUUCAGGUGGUUAGAUUGCUCAUCGAUCAUGGCGCCGACGUUAACGCUCCACGACUGCCUCGCCGUUACUCGAACGACAAAAACAGGGAUGCUUCCGCUCCCAUUGUCGGCACUUCGGGUUCUACCCCGCUUCAUUUUGCUGCUGCCAACGGGAACACUGAGGUUGUUACCGUCCUUCUUCUGCACGGGGCACAUGCGGAUCGUCCGGAUAAGCACGGGGUCACACCGGAGAUUCUUGCCCGGCAGAACGGUUGGGUAGAGUGUGCCCAAGUGCUCAAGGAUUGGAUCCUCAACAAAGAUCGUGACCUUCGCGAACGUGAGGAGCGAACUACCACUGACGCUCAGACCACAUCUUCCACGAAACGUGGGCUAUCGGGAUCACCUUUUCAAGACAUUGAUACUUCACCUCCACCUUCCCGUCGACGGCUACACGUGAAGCAAUCAAUCGACACCGCCUUGAACAUGCUCAAGUCUUCAUCUAGCAGCCAUACAGACGGACGGCUGACAGCGCCUCAAGGAACCCCGCCAUCAUCUCCUCAGAAGCCCCUUGUCGAGUACACCUUUUACCCUGCCGAUGACGAGGGACCAGUUCAUCCAGGAUCACGUCGUCCAUCACUCCCUCACAUCAUGCAGCCGCCUGCCGAUGAACCUUCGCCCAACUACAAGCAUCCUUCAUUGAAAGGUAUCUCAGAUGAGCGGAGACCGAGGUCGGCUGGCACAGGUGCUGACCGUCUACAGGACCAUGAUAUGAUGUAUGCACCCUAUGGACGAGGCGGUUCAGCUCGGAAGCUGGGCAGCAAGUACUCUUUGUUGAAUAUUUUCAAGAAAGCUCACCACGGAGAUGGUACGGAAAGCCCUCAGCCAGACUCAAAUCUUGCUCGAGAGCCCUCCGACUCGGAUUUAUCCCCACUUUCUGGAUCGGCGCUUACUCUUCCUCUUUCGAGCUCCUACAACUCUAGUUCUGCUCAACAAUCCAACAUUGAUCUCCAUGACCAAUCUUUUGUACAGACAAACACCCCAUCUUCUUCCAGCUCUCCAUUUUCUCGUGCUGGUUUUCGGUUUCAUCGGAGCAGUGAUGCAUCUUCGAAAGUGCGCACACCUUCGCAUCUUCACCAACCUCAAUUCCCCCCUCAAACUCAGCCAUCACCUUCACCUUCGGCCGGCCUGCAACGUUCCCCUCCACUCGCGACCGAAAUUCAUGAUGUCCUCGUCAACCAACGUCCUCGUUCUCGUUCAGAUGCAAGUGUUACUGACCAGAGCGACAUAGAAGGCCUCGCGGGUUCAAACUCUAGUCCUUUGUCUCCUCUGCAAACAGGCCGAGUGGAUGCGUCGAUUACAUUAGAUGAUUCGAAACCACUACCACCGGUGGGCAUACUUGAUGACGACUCGGCUGAUUUUGGAACGAACCCAGAUAUGGGCAGCGGUAAAACUAGCCCAAGGCCGGGAAUAUUGCGGUCGCGUAAUCACUCCCCAUCUGUCGGCCAGGGCACUAUCCCCCCCAGAGCUCUUCGGUUCGAUUCUACUUCCAGCGGAAGUGCGGACGAGCGCAAAGGAAAGGAUAGUGGCACAGAAAGCCCUCGUCGGGGGGAACUUCGAUCGAGCAAUAGUGCAAGCUCGCUCAGAACGUCGAAGUUGCGGGAUCUUGCUCAACAGCAUGAAAGAGCAGGCUCUCCUUCACGGGUUUCUUCCCGUGCCGAUGGACAAGUCUAUAACUCCGUCCACAGCUUGAUAGAGGGCGCUCAACAAAACGAUUCCACUUACCGCCUUCCAAUCCACUGUGAAGACUUUGGACCAAUCGUUGAUAUGGAAGGCAGUGACGAUCUAAAACCCCCAACAGCACUCCUCUUGAGGGAACGUGGAACAUCAUUUACCAAUUCAUCGCAAUCGUCAUUGUCACCCAUUCUUUCCAAUGAGAACCCAACUGAGGAGACUAGGGCAGAUUUCCCUUUUAGCAUAAACAGGCCAGUGCCACUCGUCCAUCAAGAAGACGAAGGGUAUCUUGUUCCUCAAUCUCAUCUGGCAGUCCCUACGUCACAGGAUAAUCGUUCAAGAGGGGAUUCCUUGAGCAGUAACAGUACUGCAGAUAGCUCUGUUUACCCCCAGCUCAGCGUAAGCGGCACGACAGCCAGUGGAUCCAGUGUCACGAUCUCGACGCCUGGGGCAGGUAGCUAUUUAGCGCUGCUACCAUCAUCGAAGGUUGGCCUCGAAGAAGAAUACCAUGCACGCAAUCUUGGUAAAGAAUCCUCAUUUGUACUAGGCGAGAAUCUGUCAGUUGAGUCGAGAGGACUCGAAAGAAGGUCCAACUUGAACGAGAGGCGGUUUCACCACCCCUUGGGUAUCGAUAUUAGCACCAUCUCUUCCCACGCCCAAGCUGAGGCUUUGGUGCAGCGGGCUCGACAGGACGUUCUUGAUUUAGCAAAUGGACAAGAAGACUCGCCAACCACAGCAAGCACAGGCCGUACGCCUUUGAGUGCGAGGCUUGCAGCAUAUGGAGAAAGUCUUGCUCUCGAGCGCAAGCUGCGGCAGCAGGUGGAAGCACAGGAUGAUGCGAAGAAGUCUCACACUGGCGACGUGAUAUCUCCACGUUCACCGUUAACUCCAGACGAUAGCUCGCUUACGCCGGUCUCAAAUAAGAAAAGUCGAGACGGCGUGGAAAGACAGCUCAGUCUAGAGCACAAGUCGGGGGCAUCGAAAAUCAGGUUAAGGGCCAGGGACCCUCGGCGACCUUCUACAGCUGAAGGCCUAUCAAGUAGGGGUGGUAAUUUCUUUUUCAAUGACCAAACUGGUCCAUUGCACCCAGCUUCACGUUCCACCUCUGUUUCUGGACGGUCGCGCUCAACCUUGAUUGCGGACGGCAUGCCUGCCCCAAAACGAAUGCAAUCGCCUGCGCCCAUUUCGACUGAGAUCCACCCAGAUAGCCCAGAUCUUGUUUCUGUUUCACAAUCCGCGUUGGAGCGGGAAUCUCUCAGUCGAGUUAGCUCCUUGGAUGGCCUCGACACUGAAACCGACUCAACCCAUACCCUUCGCCGGGUCCCCACUGCGCCUGCCGCUGGCUCUGGACAGACGCGUGGUAAACGCGAACAAGUAAGAAGUGCGAAGAAACUUACACGCAUGGGUUUUUCCCCUGUCGAACAAGUGGGGCGUACCCCAGCCCCUUCCGGCACGAGGUUUGGGGCCAUCAAGUCUAUCAUGCAGACGUUCAAAGGCAAGACAUAA
Messenger RNA from Laccaria bicolor S238N-H82, 3417 nucleotides. RefSeq lists its product as uncharacterized. Lineage: Eukaryota; Fungi; Basidiomycota; Agaricomycetes; Agaricales; Hydnangiaceae. Gene Ontology annotation, molecular function: protein binding. The record is from RefSeq and is a predicted model, not a curated record. The coding region runs from base 1 to 3417 and encodes 1138 amino acids. The transcript is spliced from 4 exons.